GGAGCAUGCCAAUCACUGAUUUUUGGUUGUAUAAGGAAAAGGGGCACGCCGUUGUCAGCUCAAGUCUUGGAUCGCGACAUCUAAGUUUUCCACCGCCAAUACGGAGUACCAACCCACGUGUGGCCAGCAUCGCAAAAAGGAGUCUUGCAAGCCAAUUCGGUAGCCCGGGCAAGCCACACGCGUUGAAAGUGUGACAUGGAAAUCAAACUCGACGAGGAUGAUAUUCUCGCCCGCUUCGACCGUCUUGUCGAUCAGGGUAUGGUAGUUUACAACCAGGACUACCGCACUGUCACUGUUACAGACCAGGAGCUUCCGUUCGAAUUCCGCAUUCUCUCGAGCCUGACAAACAAACCACAAGCUCCGCAAGACCAACAAUCGCAAACCACUUUGCAGCAACCAGGGUAUCGCCCAGGAAGCGAUAUUGACGUAUCCGGCUACGAAGCGGCAACACUUGGGUCGACUCAUUUACUGGCUUUGAACAAAUUCCCAGCUGCGAGGCCACACCUCCUGAUCCUCACCCAGGAUGGGUUUCGCCGGCAGCACGAAGCGCUGGACAUGGACGAUAUCACGGCCGGCAGCCAGGCAAUCUCUUCGUUCAAGAGCCGGUACUUGCUGCUCUUCAACUGUGGCAUCAACAGCGGGUGCAGCCGCAUGCACAAGCACAUGCACAUCUUUCCCGCGCCUGACCGGGACAAGUUCUCUCUCUGGUUGGACUCGGACGAGCCGCGGCUGCCGUUCAAGUUCUUCAUGAACCGCUUCCACAACGGGUUGCCUUCAGCCGCGGAGAUCUUGGAUAUCUACCGGGCCCUCCUACGCCAAGCCGAGAGGGCGGUGGGCGGUGCUGCGGUGGAGGGAGGUGCAGCGGUGCCUCACAACGUGAUCAUGGAUCGGAACUGGCUGGUGGUAAUACCGAGACGCUCGCCCGGCUGGGAAGGGGCAGAUACCAAUGCAGCGGGCAUGCUCGGCAUGAUCUGGGUCCACAACGAGGAGAAGAUGAAGAUUUGGUUGAAGAAGGGCCCAGCAAAUGUGCUCUCUCGAAUCGGCAUUCCGGCGGACGAGAACUGGCCUUAUUAGAAGAAACUGGAUAAAGUAGCUUAGGAAAGCGUCAGUUAGCAUUGAGUUGAUCCCCGUUACUUAGC
Messenger RNA from Parathielavia appendiculata, 1139 nucleotides. RefSeq lists its product as uncharacterized. The record is from RefSeq and is a predicted model, not a curated record. The transcript is spliced from 2 exons. Lineage: Eukaryota; Fungi; Ascomycota; Sordariomycetes; Sordariales; Chaetomiaceae. The coding region runs from base 196 to 1074 and encodes 292 amino acids. Gene Ontology annotation, biological process: nucleotide metabolic process. Gene Ontology annotation, molecular function: ATP:ADP adenylyltransferase activity; ATP binding.